CAUGAGCCUUACUAUGUUAGCGAGGCACAGGAGUAUUGGUGCUGAAUGCAGAAAACUGUGGCUGUUUUGGGUGGGGGGAUAGGGGGCCUGUCUGCCGGUUACUAUCUCAGCAAGAGCCCACAGGUGUCUAAGGUGGUGCUAUUGGAGGGGGGCGCUAGGUGUGGAGGCUGGCUACACUCCACCCGCAGGGAAGAUGGAGCAGUGUUUGAACAUGGCCCAAGAGGGGUGCGACCAGCUGGGGCAGUGGGUCGCAACACGCUCAACUUGGUGUCUGAGCUGGGGCUGGAGAGUGAACUCUUGCCUGUCACGUAUGAUCAUUUGGCCUCGAAGAACCGUUUCCUCUAUGUGAAGGGAAAGCUACACAAAAUGCCAUCAAAUGUUAGCGCUUUGAUCCGGACGGUCCCUCCCUUUACUCGUCCGCUGCUGCUGAGUGGCAUGAGGGAGAUUCUGGUUCGAAAAGGAAAAGAGGAGGAUGAGUCCAUCCACGCGUUUGUGUCGAGGAGAUUGGGCACUGAGCUCGCUGACAUAGCAAUAGACAGCCUUUGCAGAGGUGUGUUUGCUGGGGACUGUCGAAAGCUGAGCGUGCGCUCCUGUUUCCCGCCCCUCUUCAAAGCAGAGAAGGCUAGGGGCUCCAUCAUACUGGGCAUGUUGCUUGGAUCAGGCGGCGGAUCUGACAUACCCCCAUCCGACUUGGCACGGCGAGCGGCUAAGGAGUCUUGGGCACAGUGGUCUCUGAGGAGGGGCAUGCAGAUGCUUCCAGAAGCCCUGGAGGACGUGCUGAAGAAGUCAGAGCGGGUAGAGCUCCACCAACACGCUCCUGUGAAGAACCUGAACACAACGGGAACAGGCUGGGAGAUCAAACUGGAGGAUGGAGCCACCGUGAAAGCUGAUCAUAUAAUUUCUGCACUACCAGCGACAGCUUUGGCCUCUGCACUGCCCUCUGCUGCCCAACCCUUGUCAGAGCUGCUGCGUGGGAUCUCCUCAGUGACUGUUGCCGUAGUGAACCUGGAGUACGAAGGUUCCAUUCUGCCUGUAACGGGCUUUGGGCACUUAGUGCCGUCCUCUGAGGAUCGAGGGCUCUUAGGCAUAGUGUAUGACUCCGUUCCCUUCCCACAACACAACCGCGCUGGGGAGACAACCACCACCAGGUUAACAGUGAUGAUGGGGGGGGCGUGGUUUGAGGAGGUGUUUGGGAGCCCAGAGGAGGUCACAGAGCAGAGACUGUUAGAGAGAGCUACCCAGGCUGUAAGCUCUCACCUUAGUGUUACUGCAACACCUGCGUGGAGCCUCGUCGCUUUACUCAAGGACUGCAUUCCUCAGUAUUAUUUGGGCCACUGGAAGAAACUGGAGGCGAUGAGACAAUUCAUCAGCGAUCACAACAUGCCCCUCACGUUGGCAGGGGCCUCCUACGACGGCGUCUCGGUCAACGAUGUUAUCUUCAGCGGACGGACAGCAGCAGAGGGUCUCGUGGGGAAGAUUUGAGGGGCAUUGUUGAAAAUCAUGAAUGUAGUCUCUUCAUUAUGACGGCACGCUUUGCUUUCGUUCAUGCGCCAGUCAGGUUUUUCAAACAGAUGAAGGACAAGUGCUCGCGUAAAAAUGACUCUAGAUUCCUUUUCAAAUGUGAAGCCUAUCUUUGCCAUGCCAGUAUUUGACACUGGAAGUUAUUCAUCUGAAGCGGGUGAGCCUCUUAUGGAAAAAAAAUAAAUCUUUUGUUCUGUGUAACUUACAUAAGUUAUUUGUAUGGCUUAGAACACCUGUCUCAACACUAACCUAUGCUCUGGUGAGGCUCACCAUCUUUAGUGUCCCUGGCCUGAACUCUCCAGAAUGAGCUUAGAUCAUGCAUAUGUAAUCAUUUAGCAGUUCUUUAAUUUAAGGUUACCUCUCUAAAAAUCUGCCCGAAUGACUCUAAAGGAACGCCCCAGGCUCAGAGAUGAGCAUUGUAAAGAGUGCCUUUUAAAUAUGUUGUAUCUCCUCAACUGCCUAGUCUGUGUGCCCAAAUAUGUGAUGAAAUGCUGAGUUUUGAGCAGUUACUCAUAGCUCAGGGCGCUAUAAUGGUGAGUAUGUUAAUCUCUUCUGUCUACUUUGGCGUUUGGAAACGGUGGACUACCAGGAUAAAGCUGUGCCCUGUGUUUUUGCUGUCUGUGCUUUUAGA
Chanos chanos (milkfish) is the source of this 2152-nucleotide messenger RNA. RefSeq names its product protoporphyrinogen oxidase (gene ppox). Gene Ontology annotation, biological process: heme biosynthetic process. Gene Ontology annotation, molecular function: protoporphyrinogen oxidase activity, oxygen as acceptor. Gene Ontology annotation, cellular component: mitochondrial inner membrane. The coding region runs from base 46 to 1482 and encodes 478 amino acids. The transcript is spliced from 13 exons. NCBI's taxonomy places the organism in Eukaryota, Metazoa, Chordata, Actinopteri, Gonorynchiformes, Chanidae. The record is from RefSeq and is a predicted model, not a curated record.